Molecule: messenger RNA, 802 nt
Organism: Bactrocera dorsalis (oriental fruit fly)
Lineage: Eukaryota; Metazoa; Arthropoda; Insecta; Diptera; Tephritidae
Gene: tmod
Exons: 2
Coding region: 470-787 (105 amino acids)
Source: RefSeq, a predicted model, not a curated record
UUGGAUUUUUUGCGCUGAAAAACAAUAAGCCUGAGAGCUUAAAUGCCGCUGCCACUGGCGCUGCCGCAAACUCGGACGAACGAAGACGAAUGUGUUUCAUCUGUUUUGGACCGUUCUGAAACUUUUAAUUGAAUUAUAUUGAACACGAAAAGCGUACAAAUCGUCCGCAUUGUUUUGCAGAAAAAUUCGACUCGCAGCCAUCGACGACAGGAAUUUUCGUAAUAAAAAUCCCGGUGAUUUUUUGUCCGAUUUGCGCGCAAAACUCUCUAUAUAUAAAGCACUCAGAAAUCAUAUGAUAAUUGGACGAUAAAUAAAAAUCGAAGAGAAUAAGGCAAAAACGCGUGCCGCAAGCAAACUAAAAGAUUCGAGUUCUUGUGCCUUAGCAAAUUUUAGUGAUUAAACUGACGCAAAUUUGUUGAAAAACUUUGACCGCAAAGUGUCCGCAAAUAGAAAUUGAAAACUGUGCAAAAUGUCGGAAGUUGAAACUGCCGUUAAUCCCGCCACCACAAGCGCCGAGACGGAGCAGGAGCCGGAAAAGACCGUCACUCAGACGGUGGACGAGGAUGAGGAUAUGAAGGAGGAGGUCUCCGCCGAAACGGAGAAAAUGAUUACCGAAACGGUUGACGAGGACGGCGACGUGGUCGAGGAGACCACCGAGGUUACGCGUAAAACCAUUAAGCGCACCAUGAAAAUUACUGAGGUGAGUCCAAAUAAGUCACCCUUCAUUGCUUGCCAUGAUUGUGGAGUUCGACAAAUGAGUUUGAGUGUGAAAAUUAAAAUUGACUAGAAUAUGAGGUUAAUU